UUAAGAACCAAUAAGAUAAUGUUGGUCGCUAAACCAGUCAAUCAUAUUGGCCGGUGGGCGUUUACUCGAGGAGAUUAGGCGGGAAGCGUCAGUGGAUUGACCAAUAAGAUUGUGUAAUGGGCGUUACCGUGAUCAAAGCCACGCCCUCUUGAUGAAAAAUCGUUCUGAGGUUGUUUUCCCGAUUUGAGCCAAUUAGCACACUAGCAUGUUCCUGGAGCUCUGGCGCCUUGGAUGGAGGCUGAUUAAAUUUCCCCUCAUUAACACGACUUUACAGUACUGAAGCUUUGAGCGAUUUUUUUCCCCCAAAAUAAAUCUGGAGUGACUAGACCCGAACUUAUCGAGGAGACUUUGUUGUCUGCGGUCGAGAUUCCACUGAGCUGUGGAGUAUGAGUACACAAUGAAGCGGCGCUCGGACGAUCAGGAAACAGCGUUUGGGUCUCAGCGGCGGCUCCCCGGAGGCACGGAAAGCUUUCAUCACCGUGUUGUUGCCGCUGGAUCUUCAGUCUACGGGGCUGCCUCAGAGAACAUGCAGCCCGCUGCUGGUGUGCAGUACUCUCAGGUCCCUCAGACCUUUCAGGUGCCCUUGGCUCAGAGCUCGGGAGGACAUGGACACAGCGACAGUCCUGCAGUCCACGCCGGCGCACAUCAUCACGGCCCCGUGGUCCAGCCUACAGGAGCCGCCGUGGGUCAGGGUCACUCUCAUGCCCCGCCUGCUUCUGCUCCAACACCAGGCCAGCAGCAGUUCCAGAGGCUCAAGGUGGAAGACGCUCUUUCCUACCUGGAUCAAGUGAAGCUCCAAUUCGGGAAUCAGCCUCAAGUUUACAACGACUUCCUGGAUAUAAUGAAAGAAUUCAAAUCUCAAAGCAUCGAUACACCAGGCGUGAUUAACAGAGUGUCGCAGCUAUUUAAGGGCCAUCCAGACCUCAUCAUGGGCUUUAAUACCUUCCUGCCCCCCGGCUACAAGAUAGAAGUGCAGACUAACGACAUGGUGAACGUAACGACCCCAGGCCAGAUCCAUCACAUCACGCCACAUGGUAUUUCAGUGCAGAACAUCCCCAUUACGCAGCAGGCUCAGCACCAGAGCCAGACUUCGGCCCCCACCAGCACCGCUGCUCUCCCCAUGCCCAGCCAGCCCACGCCUGCCAAGAUCAGCAAGCCCAUGCAGUCUCCUGCUCUGACCCCAACCAGCCAGCACAAUCCGUCCAUCCCAUCCUACGCCUCGCCCCGCUCCCCCUCAGUCCAGUCUCACACGCCGGUGAGCAGCACACCUGCCAGCGCUCCUCCACUGCAGAACAACCAGCCUGUGGAGUUCAACCACGCCAUCAACUAUGUCAACAAGAUCAAAAACCGCUUCCAAGGCCAACCAGACAUCUACAAAGCCUUUCUGGAGAUUCUGCACACAUACCAGAAAGAGCAGCGCAAUGCAAAGGAAGCAGGUGGGAACUACACUCCGGCUCUCACUGAGCAGGAAGUGUACGCUCAAGUAGCCAGGCUUUUCAAGAACCAGGAGGAUCUGCUGUCCGAGUUCGGACAGUUCCUGCCUGAUGCCAACAGUUCUGUGUUAUUGGGCAAAACAAGCACAGAGAAGCCCGAGUCUGUGCGUAUGGAUCCCAGUGGUGUGCUGAAGAGGCCUCAGCUCAACAACAAGCAGAGAUUUAACCAGAACGGCUGCCAGAUCCGCAGACACUCUGGGCCCGGUGCUACUCCCCCCUUAAAGAAGAAGUCAAAGUUUAUGGGAAAAGAACACCCAGUGGCUGAAGGCAGCAAAUUUGGAAUUGGCACUGAAUCUUUGUUUUUUGAAAAGGUGAGGAAAGCACUAAGAAGCUCAGAGGCCUAUGACAAUUUCCUGCGUUGUUUAGUCAUCUUCAAUCAAGAGGUGAUCUCACGGGCAGAACUAGUGCAGCUGGUGCUACCUUUCUUAGGGAAAUUCCCAGAGCUGUUUACUUGGUUCAAGAACUUCCUGGGCUACAAAGAGUGUGCCCAAAUAGAGAGCUUUCCCAAAGAGCGUGCCACGGAGGGCAUUGCUAUGGAGAUUGAUUAUUCAUCCUGCAAGAGACUAGGUUUCAGUUACAGAGCUCUGCCUAAGAGCUUCCAGCAGCCCAAAUGCACAGGGAGAACUCCACUCUGUAAGGAGGUUCUGAACGACACAUGGGUGUCUUUCCCAUCUUGGUCUGAGGACUCCACUUUUGUUAGCUCUAAAAAGACACAGUACGAAGAGCACAUUUACAGAUGUGAGGACGAGCGCUUUGAGCUCGAUGUGGUGUUAGAGACAAACCUGGCCACUAUCCGUGUUUUGGAAACUGUUCAGAAGAAACUUUCACGAAUGUCAGCAGAAGAACAGGCCAAAUUCAGGUUGGACAACACCAUGGGAGGCUCCUCUGAGGUCAUUCACCGCAAAGCCAUUCAGAGGAUAUACGGAGACAAAGCUGCAGACAUCAUUGACGGUCUCAAAAGAAACCCUGCUGUCUCUGUACCAAUCGUUCUAAAAAGACUGAAAAUGAAAGACGAAGAGUGGCGCGAGGCUCAAAGAGGCUUUAACAAGAUCUGGAGGGAGCAGAAUGAGAAGUAUUACCUCAAGUCAUUAGACCACCAGGGUAUUAACUUCAAACAGAACGACACGAAAGUGUUCCGCUCCAAGACACUGCUCAACGAGAUCGAGACUCAGUAUGAUGAGCGGCAGGAGGCAUCAGAAGACAACGGCUCUUCUCCGUCAGGCCCUCACAUGACUCUGCCGUAUGAAGAUGGUCAGAUCCUGGAGGACGCAGCUGCCCUCAUCAUCCACCACGUCAAGAGGCAGUCCAGCAUCCACAAGGACGACAAGUAUAAGAUCAAGCAGGUCAUCUACCACUUCAUCCCCGACAUGCUGUUUGCCCGGCGCAGCGAGCUGUCCGACGUGGAGGAGGAGGAGGAAGAGGAGGAGCCAGAUCCUGAUGAAGACGGAGCAAAGAAGCCUAACGGUACAACUCAGCCCAAAUCCAAGCUGCUGUUCAGCCACACAACACCCGCACAACAGAAGCUGAGCACUUGCGAUGAGGCCUACAACCUCUUCUAUGUCAACAACAACUGGUACGUUUUCCUGCGGCUGCACCACAUGCUGUGCUCCAGGCUGCUGCGCAUCUACAACCAGGCUGAGAAACAGAUCGAGGAGGAGGCCAGGGAGAGGGAGUGGGAGCGCAACGUGCUAGGGCUCAAGAGAGAGAAGAAUGACAGUCCAGCUGUCCAGCUGCGUCUGAGGGAGCCCCUGGACAUUGACGUUGAGGACUACUACUCCGCCUUUCUGGAGAUGGUGCGCAACCUUCUGGAUGGGAAUAUGGAGACAUCUCAGUAUGAGGACCAGCUGAGGGAGAUGUUCACCAUCCACGCCUACAUCGCCUUCACCAUGGACAAGCUCAUACAGAGCAUCGUCAGGCAGCUCCAGCACAUAGUGAGUGAUGAGAUCUGUGUUCAAGUGACAGAUCUGUACCUCAGUGAAUGUUCCAAUAAAGCAACAGGUGGAAUCACAUCCACUCAGUCAUCCAGGGCCAACGCCGAGGCGAGCUACCAGCGCAAAGCCGAGCAGCUAAUGGCAGAGGAGAAUUGCUUCAAGCUACUAUUCCAGAAGAGCAAGGGGAGUGUACAGCUGGCUGUGGAGCUGCUGGACACCGAGGAGGAGAACUCCGAUGAACCCAUGGAGUUUGAGCGCUGGCCGGAUUACGUCGAUCGCUACCUGAACACGGACUCGACGUCCCCGGAGCUGAGGGAGCAGCUCUCCCAGAAGCCUGUGUUUCUGCCCAGGAACCUUAGACGGAUCAGGAAGUGCCAGCGAGGGCAGCACAUACAGAUGAGAGAGGCAAGUGAAGCAGCUAAGAAAACCGCCGAUGGUGCAGAGGACGCGAAAAUGGAAUGCAUGUUUAAGCUCAACUCCUACAAGAUGGUGUACGUUAUUAAGUCGGAGGAUUACAUGUACAGACGCACAGCGCUCUCGAGAGCCCAUCAGUCCCACCCGCAAGUCAGCACACGGCUGCACCAGCGUUUCCAGACCUGGCUAGACGCAUGGAGGGAGAAUCAUGUGACCAAUGAGCUGGCCACCGACAAUCACAGGUGGCUGAUGGGAGAAGGCCAGGAGGGGCUGCGCGCCUGUAAAACGAGCUGUGAACCUUGCAUCCUUCACUUCCAGACCAUCAACAGAUACCGGGUCACCUACAGCAGCACUCCGUAACACCCCACUCUCUGUCCUUGUGUCAUUUCAGAGAGCUGGUGCUUGUUUUUUUCCUCUUUUUUUUUUUUUUUUUUUUUUUUUUUUAAACUUUUUAAGAAGAAAAAAAAGAUGACUGGAGCAGCACUGAAAUUUAAUGCUGGUUGCCAUGGAGCUCUUUUUUUAGACUCCUUAAUCUUGUCCAUUUUUAUCUUUUUAAACUUUUAGAUGGGAUCUUCUUGGCACAUCUUCUUGUUCAGACACCAUGGAGAGAAACUCCAAAGAUCUUUUUUUCCCCCCUCUCUUUUUUGGAAUUAUUCCAGACAGUAAUCAAAGUCUGAAGCUACUCAUGAAGAUGUGUGGUUAAUAUCACAGGUCAAUGUGUAACAUUUUUCAUUUCUAAUAUUGUCUUGUGAAGUUAAGUUGUCGAUUUUUAGCAAUACGCCCCUUUUGUUUGGCAUUUUAUUAUUUUUUUUCUUGGUUCAGUGUUAACCAUGUCCUCACAAACACUAUUGUGAACUGCAGCCAGACUCGAUUUGUGGAAUAAAUAGCAGACAGAAUGCACUGACGGUGAAGAAAGCUCUAUAAAAGAUCUUUGUCUGAGAUCAUGCAGCGUGGUCUGGCCUGACGACGUGAAUUUGUACAGGUCCAUGUAAUAGGUCUGUGCUCUUAAAUAUUUAUACACCCCUGAAGAUAAUCAUGCAUUAACGGUUAUCUAAGAUACCAGCUUCAGAAUAUGACAGCAGCCACAGAAUAUCCGAUAUUGUAAAUAACUUGUAUAUACUCCAGACUGUUUAUAUUCAAAUGAACAUUAUAAUGUAGUUCACCUUUUAGACUUUAUUAUCUUAGCAGAUGUGACUGAUGCUGGUCUGUAUAUUAUAAACAAUUACCUUUUUUACCAAAGGAAGUUAUUGUUAUAAUGUUUUAUUUUUUUCCUUUCUAUUUUUUUUUUUUUUUUUUUUUAAAUCUGUCUCAUCAUCCCUUUGUGGUCGUGACUUGUCUGGACUUUUAAAGAAUGUUCUGUAUGUAGAAUCUUUUUUUUUUUUUCUGAUUCAUUUGAAGGAUUUUUACUCGACCUUAUAUGGAAAUUUGUGACACUGCCCGUGCUAAUAUAAUACAGAGUAGAAAUUAGAAACUAUUCACUGUUCUUGUCCUGUUUUGCCUCCCUUCUAGUCCAAAUAUGAAAAGUUGUGAAAGUUUCAUUUUGCCGCACUUUUCUCGUGCACCACGCGGUGAUGACUGCUGAGACGUAUGUAAAAGCAUAUUAGAAAAGAAAAGAAAAGAAAAAAAAAACAGUGAUGGCAUGUUUCUAUGUUCUCAUGUACAGACUUUUGUAUUAUUCAUUAUUGUUUUAAAGAUUGAAAUAAAACAAAGUUGUAGUUAACAGUAAAAUUCACAGGAAAAAAAAUGCAUGUCUCCUGUCAUUAAUUAUAUUCCAUAUUAUUUUAUAGUACACUUGUUACAAGACUGCGCAGUGAAAAUGAUAAAUCUGUGAUCCUUACCCAAGCCACUCGCCAAUUUAUCACUGUAGCGUCUUUGGGUUGUAAAGCUGCUUAUUAAAAGUGUGUUGUGUUCUUCUUGUAGAUGAGCAAAUCUUGGACUUAAAUGCAACUUGGUAGUGAUUAGAACAGAUUAUUUAUUAUUUAUCCUAAUUCUUACCUUUAACAAGGAAACAAUUUGCUGUAAAAUUUUGGAUUUUACUAGCUGUAAUAGUAUACAAACAACAGCAGAGGGAGUAUUUGGACAGUUCUAUCAGUCACAGUAACAGGCAUUAACUUUC
Messenger RNA from Pangasianodon hypophthalmus (striped catfish), 5954 nucleotides. It is a transcript of the gene sin3ab, whose product is annotated as SIN3 transcription regulator family member Ab. Gene Ontology annotation, cellular component: chromatin. The transcript is spliced from 21 exons. Gene Ontology annotation, biological process: negative regulation of transcription by RNA polymerase II. The coding region runs from base 398 to 4198 and encodes 1266 amino acids. Gene Ontology annotation, molecular function: transcription corepressor activity. Lineage: Eukaryota; Metazoa; Chordata; Actinopteri; Siluriformes; Pangasiidae. The record is from RefSeq and is a predicted model, not a curated record.